This is a messenger RNA of Triticum aestivum (bread wheat), 1191 nucleotides long. Its product is annotated as cinnamoyl-CoA reductase 1. Bases 49 to 1056 code for a protein of 335 amino acids. The record is from RefSeq and is a predicted model, not a curated record. The transcript is spliced from 5 exons. Lineage: Eukaryota; Viridiplantae; Streptophyta; Magnoliopsida; Poales; Poaceae. Gene Ontology annotation, molecular function: oxidoreductase activity, acting on the CH-OH group of donors, NAD or NADP as acceptor. Gene Ontology annotation, biological process: lignin biosynthetic process.
GAAUCAAUUCUCUCUCAGUGUUGCAAGUUACAGCCAGAAAUCGAUUCCAUGGCCAAUAACAGCAGUGCUGAUAAGCAGCGAGCGCAGGAGCUAGUUUGUGUCACGGGGGCAGGGGGCUUCAUUGGGUCAUGGGUGGUGAAGGAGCUCCUCCACCGUGGCUAUCGUGUCAGGGGAACCGCUAGAGACCCAGCGGACCGCAAGAACGUUCAUUUGCAUACCUUGGAGGGAGCCGAUGAGAGAUUAUCCUUGUGCCGCGCCGACGUCCUGGACUACGACAGCCUCCGUGCCGCCUUCGACGGCUGCCAUGGCGUCUUCCAUGUCGCCUCUCCAGUGUCCAACGAUGUUGAACUCAUACCGGUCGCCGUGGAGGGGACCAGAAACGUGGUGAACGCGGCGGCGGACAUGGGCGUCCGCCGCCUUGUUUUCACGUCUUCGUACGGCGCAGUGCACAUGAACCCCAACAGAAGCCCCGACACCAUCCUGGAUGAGACAUGCUGGAGCGACUAUGAGUUCUGCAAACAGACAGGCAACUACUAUUGUUGUGCCAAGAUGAUGGCAGAGAUGGCAGCAACGGAGGAGGCAAGCAGGAGGCAGCUGCAGCUGGCGGUUGUGGUGCCGCCAAUGACCAUCGGUCCCAUGCUGCAGCGGUCUUUAAAUGCCAGCAACUACCAUGUCGCAAGGUACCUAAUGGGUACUAAGAAGGCCUACCCCAACGCUGUCGCCAUCUACACAGAUGUCCGCGACGUUGUACAUGCCCAUCUCCUCGUCUAUGAGCACCACCACGCCCACAGCCGCUACCUCUGCUUCGGCAUGGCGCUACACCGCAGUUGCCUCCUCCAGUUGAUCCGGGGUCUUUUUCCACACUAUCCUAUCACUUCCAAGUGCGAAGAGGACGACAAGCUCAUGGCAAGCCCGUACAAAUUCUCCAACCAAAGACUCGAGGACUUGGGCUUAGAAUUCACUGACAUGAGGAGAACUCUAUAUGAAACUGUAAUAUGCCUGCAACAGAAGGGUCAUGUGCGUAUCAUCGUGCCAUAUCAGCGUUCGAGCUUAUAGAUCAGAAUGUAGUGCGACCAAGUUCCACAUACCCGGAAGAAAAAAAAUAAGGUCCUUCAAAAAAGUAAUAGUGUGGACUUGUAAGGUAGAAAAAGAAUCAGAUAUCAGAUAUCGGAUAUGCUAAUUUUUUGCAUU